Messenger RNA from Aspergillus novofumigatus IBT 16806, 560 nucleotides. RefSeq lists its product as uncharacterized. The transcript has a single exon. The annotation marks the transcript as partial. NCBI's taxonomy places the organism in Eukaryota, Fungi, Ascomycota, Eurotiomycetes, Eurotiales, Aspergillaceae. The record is from RefSeq and is a predicted model, not a curated record.
CCUACAUUCAAUCAUGACCUUGGUAUAUGAUUAGACCGAUAAUCCAUUUCCUUGUUCAGCAGUCGUGUUCAUAGACUACCUGAUGUUGAUACUGUAUGGCGUUAGAUACCUUAUGGGUCCUAAUCUUUUGGAGACAGAGAUGCGUUGCGCGAUAUUCAGAUCUUCGUCCCACUCGGUCUUCCGUAGAGUUGCUCCAGUAUUCUGAAGUAGUUAUCCGCACUCAUUUGCCAUUCUCGAGUACCGAAUCUAUGUUUAAUUUAGUCGCACUCCAGUAUGCGACCAUAGGGUAUGACAAACAGGCUUCCCAUUUAGUUAGCUGUACUCCGUACUUAAAAUAGUAUUAUUAACAUAGCUCGAAGUUAUACUCCGAAACCUAGACCUGUAGCAGAGCUGUUGAACGUAAGUCACGGCUGAAGCAUUUGAAGCCCCUUAAUAUAAUAAACAGACGGUAAGUAAUGGUAUUUGAAUGAGUUCCCCGUUUCUACGAGGUUCCCAGAGAAUAUCGGAGCUUCAAUGGAUUUGAUUAAUGGCCACUACAGGAAAGACUAGGAAGGAUCAGC